Pangasianodon hypophthalmus (striped catfish) is the source of this 2781-nucleotide messenger RNA. Its product is annotated as P2Y purinoceptor 11-like. Lineage: Eukaryota; Metazoa; Chordata; Actinopteri; Siluriformes; Pangasiidae. Bases 685 to 1593 code for a protein of 302 amino acids. The transcript is spliced from 2 exons. Gene Ontology annotation, molecular function: neurotransmitter receptor activity; G protein-coupled ATP receptor activity. Gene Ontology annotation, cellular component: plasma membrane. Gene Ontology annotation, biological process: calcium-mediated signaling; G protein-coupled receptor signaling pathway; cellular response to ATP. The record is from RefSeq and is a predicted model, not a curated record.
AACAGGGCCAGGCCAAGUCGCCCACACCUUUUAAGAAGAGGAAACUGUCUACGUCGAAAGCUUCUGGUGAAAAAAAAAAUUAAGAUCCAAACCUACUGGCAAGGUUUCUUUUGGUGCUAAAAACUUUGCUGGUAGGAAGUUUGGCAGAAAAACAUGGAUAAAAUUGCAGCAGGAAACAAAGGAUUUAGAGCGGGAAAAACGGCAGGGGUCAGCAGCCGGUUUGUGAAGAGUAAAGGAGGAAACAGGUUUGGAGAAAACAAAGCAUAAAGGUUUGGGGAAAAGGACUUCAAGAAGAAGAAAGAGAAAAGGUGAAGAUAAGACAUGAGUUUUAACAAUUAGUUUGCUAAUGCUUAAUUGCUAAUCUGCUAAAACAUCUGUGAAAAGGCUGCAAUCUGUCUAAAGACAUAUUUGUGUUUUGUAAAAAUUGUUCAUAUAAAUGUUUAUUGAAUUUACGGCUAUAAAUAAUGGAGUCUUUCAUGAGAUUGCUGUGAUUCCCAUGAAACGAUGCUGUGUUGUAAUAAACAGUUGAUGAGAUGGAAAAAGGGUUGUCCAGAGGAAAUGAAACUUUGAUCAGUGAGAUGUGAACAUGUCACAGGAAAAUCUGUAAUUUGGGAAUAUUGGCUAUUUGUACAGAAUCUGAAGAAACUUUGGACAAAGUGACAUUAUUACUGGAGACACGAUAAAAUGGCAGUGAACAUUAGCAACAGGAACAGCAGCUGUAGCAGUACUUUUCAAACAGAACUGUUACCUCCCAUCUACGGUGUGGAGAUGAGUGUGGCACUGGUGGGGAACAUACUGGCACUGUGGCUGCUUGUGACUAAGGAGAAGAAGAACUGGCACACGGGAGUGGUGUUCUCCUGCAACCUGGUCAUCAGUGACGUCUUUUACGCCCUCACUCUCCCCCUUCUUAUCCAUUACUAUUCAAGUGGACGGAUCUGGAAAUUUGGUGAUGCUGUCUGCAAAAUAGAGCGCUUUCUCUUCACCUGUAACCUCUACGUCAGCAUUUACUUCAUCAUGUGCAUCAGUGUUAAUAGAUACCUGGCCAUUGUUCAUCCAUUCUUCACACGCAAACUCAUUCGACCAAAACAUGCCAAGAUCAUCAGUGUGUUCGUCUGGAUCUUUGUGGCAAGCAUUUCAUCUCCAAUCCUCUACUUUUCAGGUGUCAAGAAGGACAGAUGUUCUUUAUUUGCAAAUCUAGACAGUAAAUCAAACAGGUCUACCUACAGGGUGUUUAUGGCUGUUACGGGCUGUUUGGUCCCAUUUGUAGUUACUUUUGCAUCCUAUUUUGGUGUAAUAUGGGUGGUUUUUAAAAAUGCAAAUAUCACCUCAUUGGAGAAGAAAAAAGUGGCUCUGAUUGUGGGUUUAGGCUGCGUCCUGUACGCUGUGUCUUUUAUCCCCUUUCACAUUCUGCAAAUAGUGACCUUUAAACUGAGGGAAGAAGGUAAGACUAAUUGUGAUGUGCGUAAUGGAUACCAAGUGUCAAAGGCGUUAGCCUGCCUGAACAUGUGCCUCCAUCCCAUCCUGUAUAUGGCUGUGUUUGACAGUAUCAGGGCAGUGUGCUGUAGAAGGAGCUUAAAUGAAUACAACUUGUGAAUUGAACAGUUGGAGUUGCUGUGAUUAUUAUUAUUAUUAUUAUUAUUAUUAUUAUUAUUAUUAUUAUUAUUAUUAUUUCAUUAGCCUUCAGUCACUUUGAAGUGAAAAAAAGGGGUGGGGGUCGUUGGCCAGAAAAAGUCGAUUGUUGGUUUCUAAAUAAUCACUAGUAGUAGGGCAAUUUGUGACUGACUACUAUGCUAACUUUUUUUUUUUUUAAUUGAGUAGUGACUGUUUACAGAUUAGGGCAGUAAAGCAGUGCAUAUAAUUAUGGAAGUAUGAAGUUGUCUAUUUUUAUAAAAUAUAUUUAUUUGAUUCUUUUCUGGUUUUAAUAGGUUUAGUCACAUAGUAUCCUCAAGGGACCACUGUGGUACUCUAUAGAUCCAUUAAGUCUAUACCAAAGCUAAGCCGAAGUUGAGCCUAAAUCUGUUACCAUGGUAAACUGCAAAGCCAAUACAUUACCCUCGUGUGCCACAUGUUGAGUGCUUACCAAGUCAAAGAUGUGUUACUGGAUCUUUUUACUAACCUCAGUGUCACUGCUGGGUUGAAAAUAAUAAUAAUUUUAAAAAGAUUCACAGCCAACAGUGUUGUUGUGGUUAAAAAUGAUUCAUUUCAUUAACUAGACCACCAUAUGUGGUGGCAGGGUCUGAUAAUUUUAGAAAUGACAAUAAUCUAAAUAAAAUGCAUAAAAGUGUUGUAAUGCAGCUGUGACAUACAGUGGUAUCUGCUACCAUAUAAGCAAUCUACUGAAUGUUAGAAAAAAAAUUGAAUAAAAUGCAUCGAAUAUAACAGGAGAGAAGCUGUAGGAGCAAUGAUUGCUGUGAUAAAAGAAGAACCAGCGUCUACACAACAGCGGCUGCAACCUGUGGUGGCAAUGUUAACAAACGGUUUAUUAAUCUGAUGAAUAAAUGAGAUAUUCUUCCAUUCAUGACUGCAUUUUGCCCAAAGAUAUACUUGUGCCAUGUAAAAACUUCAUAUAAAGGCUUCUUGAAUGUUCUUUUAUAAGUGAUUUAGGAUUGUCGUCUGUACAUUGCCGUUUCUCAUAUUUAACAAAGGAAGAACAAUGUAAACAUUGAUAAAGAAGUCAUUUUAACAGUGUAGUGGAUAAGUCUUGACUCGUAGAUGCUGCACAGGAAAAUCAACUCCCUUGGGAGAAAACAGAUUCUCUAACAGUAAUACUGUUGAGUAUUU